Messenger RNA from Parnassius mnemosyne (clouded apollo), 1458 nucleotides. Lineage: Eukaryota; Metazoa; Arthropoda; Insecta; Lepidoptera; Papilionidae. The record is from the annotation of a GenBank genome assembly.
AUGGCUUAUUUAACUCAGCCUGACUAUGUUAAGUAUGUCUGCUCCUGUGGUCAGCUAAAACCUAUUACGAACUUAUAUUUUUGCCGACACUGCUUGCAAAUACGAUGCGCCUUCUGCAUUUGUCAUGAGGUAGACUCGCACUACUGUGCCAACUGCCUGGAGAACAUGCCAUCAUCAGAAGCAAGGCUUAAAAAGAACCGUUGCAGCAGUUGUUUCGAUUGUCCAAGUUGCUUUCACACACUUUCAACAAGGGCUACACUGGCUCAACCUCGUCAGUCUACAGAACAAGGCUCUGGGGAUACAAAGGUAGAAAAUAAACAACCCAAGAAAAUGUAUUACUUGUCUUGCUUUAAUUGUCGGUGGACUUCAAGGGAUGUUGGUAUACCUGAUCAACCAGUAGCAUCUGGUGGCUGGCCAGAAAGGGCUAAUCCAUAUGCAACUCGUGUCAAUCAGCUUCUAGAUUACUAUAAAGCUAUAGCACAACAAGAGAAGCAAGAAAAGUUGGAUAGAGAGCGGAAGAAGUUUGCAAUUAGAGGAAAAUACAUUACAUUGACUGACAAAACCGGUCUGACUGGAGCAAUGGCGAGGAACAUCGCUGGUUUACCUUCCAGUGAGAGCUCUUCUUCAGCCAUCGCCAGCUUCACACCCAGUCAAGCCUCUGAAGAAGUUGAAGAAUUACCAGAGGAGUUUUACACCAAGGAGCUUAAUUUAAAUCAAAUCACAAGUAUGCCGCAGCGACUGGCCUCCCCCGAGUGGCAACCGACACACGUAUCACGUCUACACCCUAUUGCAAAACUGCUAAGUGUGAAGCGCAGCCAGCGGUGUCGAGUCUGUGAUCAUAAUCUCACCAAACCCGAAUACAACCCUGGCUCUAUCAAGUUCAAAAUAGAGCUGCUUGCUUUCUACCAUGUUCCAGAAGUUAAGAUAAUUUCCUACGAGCCGAUCAAACCAGGCUGCACAUCAGCCUUGCUUUUGAAGCUGACCAAUCCAACAGGUCAUGAAAUGCAAAUACGUUUAAUGCAGCCGGAAGAUAUACCAGAGCCUGAAGAGAGGGUAGAUGAACCAAAAAGCAUCGAGAAAUCUCUGGAAAAAUCACUAAAUUUAGAAAAGGACACGUCCUGGUACGAGACGGUAAAACGGAAACCCAUUUUAUUGACCGAAUGUCGCAUCACGAUACCGGAUGUGACGCUGACGUUGGCUCAGCGCGACGAUGCAGCCGAAUACGACGACGAUGCCACACACGACGCCAACGACAUAAUACUGUGGCGCAAGUCGAACAAACUAGCGCUGCGGCUGCAGGUGGUGACGAGCGGAGAGGCGCAAGCGGGCGCGGCGGCGGGGGCGGUGCUGGCGCUGCAGUACCGCUACCGCAACGCCGUGCCGCCCGCCGCGCAGCCGCCGCGCGACCACACGCUGCACGCCGCGCUGCGCCUGCACCUGGGCCCCGUGUGCGGCUAG